AUGACGAGGUUGAGUGACAAUGAUGAACGCUCAAGUUUUGACUCGACAAGUAGCCAAAAGGUUGUCACUUUUGAUGAGAGCGGUGAUGAGUUUGGAGGCAUUAAUAUAAUUGAGAAUUACUAUGCGGUUAGGAAAGAAAAUGACCAGCUACAAGAAGGCACAAAUGUGCAUACACAGGUAUUUCACUCAACGGAUGCGGACGGUAGCGUCGUACUCAAAACAGAAAAGCGUCCGGACGGUGACGUGCAGACGCAGCUGUUCGACACAGUGCAAAAUGAUGAGUACGAUGCGACCAAGACGGUUUCUACCACUAGACAACGAGGACUGAUGGAUAAAGUUGCAACAAUUCCGUUCGAAGUGGAGUCGACAGCAGAAACGGAGACGAACGAUGGUGUCAAAGGCACCAGUGUGUCAACAGAGACAAAGAAAAGCAAUGCAGAUGACGGCAUUGACUUUCAAGAUUCUGGGAAGAAAGCUGCUUUACUUGUGGCAAGACACAAUGUCUCCGCCGCCCUGGCGCAUAAUAAAGGAAAGAAUCACUACUCGUUCAUGACUAGGAUAAAGCAACAGUACCAUCCGCAGUGGCACCCACACUUUCUAUCCUAUCUGGAAAAUCACGACAAGCGUAUUGAAUCGCUGUCCGCGAAGGAUCUGCUGGAGAAUGCGUGUAAUUUUGUCGAGAAAACCUUAUUGAGUUCCGUCCAAAAUUCUUUGAUUGUGGCUCAAUAG
This is a messenger RNA of Peronospora belbahrii, 729 nucleotides long. The record is from the annotation of a GenBank genome assembly. Lineage: Eukaryota; Oomycota; Peronosporomycetes; Peronosporales; Peronosporaceae.